AACCCCUCUUCCCGACCCUUUCAUCCUCACAAUCUUCUCCCGCCUGCCUCCCUACUCCACCAUUCCCCCUCCUCACUCCCCCAACGCCCCUCCCUCCUCAGUCGUAUCUUCUCUGCGUUAUCUACAGCUUACGGGUAGCGAGGUUGUUUUUGAGACGUCUCAAAGCAGCUAUCUUCUCUGCUACACGUCUGCAUUAUCUACAGCUGACGGCCGCAUGCUGCUGCUGGACGGGGCCGCAUCCACGCGGCCUCCGCAUGCAAAAUUUCACUCUUUUCUUCCUGUCUCCCCAUGCGCUUCCCUCCCCAUGCAGCAGCAUGCUGCUUUGAGACCGCUAUCAACAGCGUACGGCCGCAUGCUGCUGCAGCACGGGCACUUUCAGGCGGACCCCCAUCCGGGCAACAUUCUCGUGUGUGCGGGGGGCAGGGUGGCUCUGUUGGACUAUGGGCAGACCAAGCAGUUGCCUGAAGCGUUGAGGCUGAAUCUGGCUCGCUUGGUGGUGGCGAUAGCCGAUGAAGACAUGCUGGUUGUGGGCUCCUGCUUCAGGGCGAUGGGGAUAGAGACGGCCAAGACAGCAGGGGUGCACCCCAACAGCUUCCGCCGCAUGGCCAUGAUCAUGUUUGAUACCGGCACUGGUAACGGGGUUACCAGCGCCAACCCGUUUGGGGCGGAGAGCUCACUUAAGAGCAAUGCUAUGAAGGCGUUCCCAGCAGACAUCUUCUUCAUAGUGCGCACCAUGAUGCUGCUCAAGGGCCUCGCAACCGGCAUGGGUCUGUCAGUGUCCACCGCCAAGCAAUGGCGCCCCAUGGCCCUGCGGAUCCUGAUGGUCGAUUUCGACUUCUUUGACGCCCAGCCGUCGGAUUACCACGGCGUGAAGGCGCUUCUGCGAACCUUCCUGGACGGCAAGCGGUGGGACCUGCCGGCCUUUGUGGACGCAGUCACCUCGGGAACUCCAGGAGGAGGGGCAGCCAGGGAAGGGGAUGCUGCUGGCGGUGGUGCUAACGGUAGUGGUGGGGGUGGGAGUGGGAGUGUGGCAACGGUGGUGAAAGCAGGGGAUGAGGGGAAUAUUCUGGGGCUCACUGCGUGCCUACCGUUGCUCUGCAAGCUGGAGAAGGGAGCACCAGUGGAGAAGUUCCUGAUUCUAACGCGCAUGUACCGCCAGACGGGUGGCAAGGCGGCAAGGAAGCAGGCCAAGGGAGCGGGGAGCAGUGGCUCAGAGCUGUUCUUUCCCAAGCCAGAGGACGAGCUGCUCAAGAAGCUUGCCACAUCAUCUUAUUCCUUCCCGGUCCAUGCUGACGUCAUGGCCUCCAGACAGCUGAAGGGCUUUCAACACCUUCGCCUAGUGAUGCUCCUUUCAGCAGCACAAGUGCGCAACUUCCUAGAGCAAGUUAAUGACAUGGUUGAUGAAGAUUGA
This is a messenger RNA of Closterium sp. Naga37s-1, 1411 nucleotides long. The record is from the annotation of a GenBank genome assembly. NCBI's taxonomy places the organism in Eukaryota, Viridiplantae, Streptophyta, Zygnematophyceae, Desmidiales, Closteriaceae.